Messenger RNA from Tachysurus fulvidraco (yellow catfish), 3039 nucleotides. It is a transcript of the gene gc, whose product is annotated as GC vitamin D binding protein. The coding region runs from base 186 to 1589 and encodes 467 amino acids. Gene Ontology annotation, cellular component: cytoplasm; blood microparticle. Gene Ontology annotation, molecular function: vitamin transmembrane transporter activity; vitamin D binding. Lineage: Eukaryota; Metazoa; Chordata; Actinopteri; Siluriformes; Bagridae. The record is from RefSeq and is a predicted model, not a curated record. Gene Ontology annotation, biological process: vitamin transport. The transcript has 12 exons.
UUCAGAAAGAAAAUUAUUAAACACUAGAUAGGCAUAUAUUUGCCUGUCCCAGAGUUCUGUUUGCAUUGAAACGUUUGUUGAACUAUAAGCUUUGGCUUGGGUUAAUUCUUAACAAUCUGUGUGUACCUUUAGUGCCUGGCAGUACACUGAAUUCAUAAACACAGUUGGAGCACAAAAUUAGAAUAAUGAUGAAUAAAGAACUAAUUAUUAUUUUAAUUUUUGCCACUGUUUAUUCAAGUGGGACAGCUGACCAAGGAAUUCAGUAUGCAAAAGAAAAAGUAUGUGAAGAGCUCCGACUCAUUGGAUCAAAUAACUUCAAAACAGUAGUGACAGCUGUAUACAGUCAGAAAUUUCCAAAUGGAACCUUUGAGGAAGUGAACUGUGUGGCUGAUGAAAUGGGUAAACUAGCAGAACGCUGCUGUCAAGAUGAUGCAAGUCUGGACUGUUAUGACAAAGGGGCCACUGAAAUUUCAGACAAGUCUUGUAGGAAGGAUUCACCAUUUCCCAAGCACCCAGGUAUUGAGCAGUGUUGCACUAUCCACGGAGAUGAGAGGAAACUGUGUUUGGCCAUGCUGCGUUAUUCAGCAGAUGAACUCCCGUCUCUGCUGGAGAACACACCUGAAGAGAUCUGUACUCUGUAUACUAAGGACCCCAGCAGCUACGCUCUGAGGUACGUUUACGAGUAUUCUCGGAGACACAGGACGAUCCCAGCAGGUUUUGUUCUCAACGUGACCCAAAGACACAUGAGGAUGGCAGAGAAUUGCUGUAAGCCCACUGUAUCAAAGCCCUGCUUUUUCAGAGAGAGGUAUCAAGAGAAUAGUUUGGCUAUUUUUCUGAAGUUUCUCUCCAACAUGUGUAACAAUGAAGUGAAUCUCAGAUCUCACAAAACUGGACUGACUGCCUAUUUCGGAAGCUUCCUGAGUGUACCAUUCGAAGAAGCAUUGGCUAUUUCAAAGCAGUUUCAGUCUGCACUUGCAAAAUGCUGUUUACAACCACAGCCUCAAUGUGUCAUUGAAGAGUUUAUAAGCUUUCAAAAGGUCCUCUGUAAGGACGAAGGCAACAAGUCUAAGGAACUGCAAAGAUGCUGCAGCAAAGCCCCUCUAGAUGCCAUCACCUGCAUGGAUAGUGUAAAAAGACAUCCUGUCACAUCCUCAGACGUUCCUCAGGUCCACUCAUCCCAACUCUGUGAAGAAACCCAUCCAGAUCGCACUGACAGGUAUUUGUUCCAGAUUGGGGUGAAACAUGUGUCAGUUUCAUUGCCAGUGCUUACAACCAUUCAGGAUCAUAUGAGAAGCACAGUGUCAGCCUGCUGCUCAGGCACUAAUGACACCACAGUAUGUUUAAAGGAAAGCAAAUUGGAGAAAGCAGCAGCGCUUUUUUCCGUGAUUGAUGACUUCUGCUUGCAGUAUUUUAAACUGGAGUUGCCUGCAUUCAAAACAAAGAUUCAGCAUGAAUUCCAGGGAGAUGAACUUAAGAGCCAAGCAUGGAUAGAUCUAACCACCAGUUGCUGCUUCCAGCAUUCUCCUGCACAGCUGUGCCAAAAACUGACUGAGGCGAUCAUUAAGUACGAGGAUGUCACUGCAGCUUGAACACUCACUGCUGGGUUUUGAACCAUGACAGACCCUGAGCAUAAUCGAAUGCAUAUCAUGAAUACAAAACCUUUAAUUAUUCUUUUUUUACCCCCCCCCCCCUCCACAAGAUUUAUGAUGUGAGCUCAGACACCCCCCCCCCACACACACACAAACAAAGUAACAGAUUUCAGAGUGCUUUGCCUGUGCUAGUAAUAAUUGAAGAAUAUCUAUCUAAAUGUCAGAUUUUUAGGUUAAUAUGUGAGAACAAUGAAUUAUAUAAUAAACAUCCUUAUGAUCUAAGGGGGGGGGGGGGGUUUGAAUUAUUAUUAUUUUUAUUUUUUUUCAAGUGUUGUAGGUGAUUUAAUUGUCAUUUAUCUUUAACAUGUUUUAAUCUCACAUUUAAAGGAUUAUAUUUAGGGCAAAGAAAAAAAUGUGAAAAUAAUGAUAGGGGUCACUUACUAAAUACUACAUCAGUGUACUUUAACGUUUUGCUCCAAGAUUUAGGCAUUUUAUUUAAGAAAUUUGUUGAGGACAAUAUAUAAAAAAAAUAGAAAAAGAAAAAAAUGUUUUAAGGUAAUAUUUGAGCAUUAUGACGAAGCGUAAGGGUUAGUGAAAUUCCAUAUUAUUUAUAUUUUAGCAAACUGAUCUUUCACAGUUUCUGCAGUUUCUUUAUAAUAAAACAUAUUCAUUGCAUGAGAUUUGUUUCUACAACAUCAUCUUCUCCUGGAGAUCAUAUAGAUCUGGGUAAUGGGACAAGAUGUUAAUGCUGUGAAAUAUGAAGUUGUGCAAGAUUGAUUGUUGAACACUAGAUGGCGCCAUCGUAUCAAUUUGAAAAGUAAGCUGAUCAUUGAAAAACAAGUCUCACGUUUAUAUACUGUAAAUAUAGUUAAUAAUAAUAAUAAUAAUAAUAAUAAUAUAAAUAUAAUAAUAAUACUAAUACUACUACUAAUGAUGAUACUAAUACUACUACUAAUGAUGAUGAUGAUGAUAAUAAUAAUAAUAAUUAUAAUUAUAAUAAUAAUACUGCUAAUAAUAUAAAUAUUAUUAUUAUUGUUAAUAAUAAUAAUAUAAAUACUAAUACUACUAUUACUACUACUACUAAUAAUAAUAUAAGCAAAUAUAAAAUGUGUUUAUUUUUUUAUUAUUACUAUCACUAUUAUUAUUAUUAUUAUUAUUAUUAUAAUUACUAUCACUAUUAUUAUUAUUAUUAUUAUUAUUUUGUUGUUGUUGUUGUUGUUGAUUUCGCUUUCAGCGUUGUCUACGAAGAUAUUUCAAAUCCACAGAACCUGCAUUCAGUUAUGAGCUACAGCAUGAAAGGCUUGAACUCACUGAGAAGCUAAAAUGACUAACUUUGCAGCAUGGUAUUUUUUAUGUUCCUGUUGUUCAGUUAUUCCAAUAAAUGAAUAAAUAAAUAAAUAAAUAAAUAAAUAAAUAAAUAAAUAAAUAAAUAAACUAUCCCUGAAAUUGA